This is a messenger RNA of Bipolaris maydis ATCC 48331, 1095 nucleotides long. RefSeq lists its product as uncharacterized. Gene Ontology annotation, biological process: methylation. The record is from RefSeq and is a predicted model, not a curated record. NCBI's taxonomy places the organism in Eukaryota, Fungi, Ascomycota, Dothideomycetes, Pleosporales, Pleosporaceae. Gene Ontology annotation, molecular function: methyltransferase activity.
AUGUUUAGCAGUCAGCUACAACGCGAGGUUUCUAAUGGUUCGAGUCACAAAAUCUUAUCGAUUGAGCCAUCAACCCCGUGCCCCGACUCAGCUAUCAAAGACUACUGCAUUAAGCAUGCAGCCAUAUUCAGGGAGCUCACAAAUCUUCGGCGCAGGGGAUGGGAGAAUCCCCAAGGGGAUGAUCAUUUUAAAGUACAGCGUUAUCGAGCAGACAAUGCAGAUAAAUCUGGAAGACGCAUAUUCUACAACAUGAUGUGCCAGAUUGGCGACGAGCUUCACGAGGCGACUUCAGCUCUGCCAUCAACGCCAUCAUUUACCACAAACCCCGCCAUCCUUGAUCUUUGCAUGGCGCCUGGCGGCUUCACAGCCUCUGUCUUCAAAAGAAACUGCUAUGCCAGGAUAUGCGGAAUCAGUCUUCCCGUAUCCCGGGGUGGCCAUGAGAUGAUACUUCCUAACUGGCAAAGUGACCCAAGGAUACGAGUCCGCUUCCUCGAUAUCACGAUGCUGGCGGCCGAGAUGGACGUUACCAAUAUCCCGGCGGAACAUCCUGAUGCUAACAACUUUCUGUUCGACCGUCCUUUUUGUGGCGAAGCUUUUGAUCUUGUCUUCUGCGACGGCCAGGUUCUGCGAACGCAUUCUAGAGCGGAGUAUCGCGAGAAACGGGAGGCAUGGCGGCUACUAACAAGUCAACUUGUACUGGCGCUUCAGCGUGUCAAGCAAAGCGGCAAAAUUGUGAUUCUGCUACAUAAGCUCGAAGCUUGGGAUACAGUCUUGUUACUGUAUACUUUGAGAAAGUUUUCGUCAUUGCAGCUGUUCAAACCGCAAAGAAAGCAUGCAAUCAGAUCCUCAUUCUACGUAGUUGCUGAACAAAUCCAAACGCAGAGCCCAUUGUUUCAAGCGUCUAUAACAACCUGGAAGGAGGAGUGGUACAUAGCAACGUUUGGAAGUGAUACAGAGUGUAGGGAUAACCAGGCCAGAUUCGACGGUAUUGUAGGUCAUGUCUUGUCAGAAUUUGGCACAGACUUGUUAGAGUUGGGACAGCCUAUCUGGGAAGUACAGAGCGCUGCACUGCGAAAAGCUUCAUUUGUCAAGUAG